AUGGGGGAUACGGUUUGAGUAUAAAUUUUCCCGAUUUUUCCCUCAAACUUAUCAGUGUUUGAGUGGCACUGAACAGUGUAAGAGGUCUGUUGGAAACUUGAUUUGUGUUCUUUUAUCACCGUGAGUGGCUGGUUUGAAGUAUCUCUAACGUUUUUCCAAAAAAAUGGCGAGUGGAAAGAUGGUGCUGCUGCUGCUGGCAGUCCUUGUGGCAGCUGCUAUGAAGACUACCGUUGCGCAGGACUAUUGUAAUCCGGACCUGUGCGAUCCUGGCAAUGAUCACAUUGGAUGCAAUAACCCGGGAAGCUUUACUAGCAACUGUCCGUCAGGGGCAAAAGUGAUCAAAAUGACUGACGAGCUGAAGAAGAUUAUUCUGGACGAGCACAACAAGUAUCGUAGUACCGUGGCGACCGGUGGUGUAAAGUGGCUGCCGAAGGCCAAGCAGAUGACAACGAUGACUUGGGAUGAUGAGUUGGCCAAGCUGGCCAAGCUGAAUGCCAAUCGGUGUGUGCAGAAGCACGAUGAUUGUCACAACACUGCCAAGCAUCGUUACUCGGGCCAGAACUUGAACCACAUCACAACGACGGCUCCAUCGAUCGACAAUAUCCCGCAGGUGAUCAAGGAUCUCAUUUCGUCCUGGUGGGAUGAACGGCUCGAUGUGAACUCGCGCAUGGUUAAGGCAAUGUACGAUCCGGGCAGACACACCAUGAUCUUCCACUUUGCUGUGCUCGCUGCGGAUAAGGCAAACAAGAUUGGAUGCGCCAUCAGUCAGUGGCCGGAGAAUGGAAACCCUUACCUGUACCUGGUGUGCAACUAUUCGUUCACGGACAUUGUGGGUCUGCCGAUGUAUGCCCAGGGUGAACCGUGCUCGGGCUGUACAAAGGGCUGCAACUCCGCAUACGCCGGUCUCUGCAAUCCUGACGAACCUGUUUCCGUCCCGUAUUAAGUGAAGUUCUUCGUGUAUGGUAAAGGAUGAAAGGCUAAAUUUGUGAAAUGGGCUUUCAGAAUCGAUCAAGAGUCUGUCUUUUGUUUUCUCGCAAUUCAAUAAAAGCAAUGAUAAUGUUUUAACAGCAUUAAAUAAA
Anopheles stephensi (Asian malaria mosquito) is the source of this 1079-nucleotide messenger RNA. RefSeq names its product antigen 5 like allergen Cul n 1-like. The coding region runs from base 164 to 943 and encodes 259 amino acids. The record is from RefSeq and is a predicted model, not a curated record. NCBI's taxonomy places the organism in Eukaryota, Metazoa, Arthropoda, Insecta, Diptera, Culicidae. The transcript is spliced from 3 exons.